This is a messenger RNA of Electrophorus electricus (electric eel), 6555 nucleotides long. RefSeq names its product minichromosome maintenance complex component 3 associated protein (gene mcm3ap). Gene Ontology annotation, cellular component: transcription export complex 2; nucleus; cytoplasm. Gene Ontology annotation, biological process: mRNA export from nucleus. Lineage: Eukaryota; Metazoa; Chordata; Actinopteri; Gymnotiformes; Gymnotidae. Gene Ontology annotation, molecular function: RNA binding. The record is from RefSeq and is a predicted model, not a curated record.
GCCAGCCUUCAGCUUUUAAUCAGCAGUCAAUUUUUGGUCAACUAACUGGGCAAACAUCUGUCUUUAACCAAACUUCAUCAUUUGGUCAAAGUGGUGGGCUAGGACAGGUCCUCAUUUUCUUCCAUGGCUCAAUCACCGGGUUUUGGACAACCAGCUUUAGGUCAGGAGACACUUGGAUUUGGAACACCUUCACCUUCUAACCGUGCAGAGCCAGACUCCUGCCUUUGGUCAGGUAUCAGCAUUUGGGUCAAAACAUCUGUAUUUGGACAACCCACAUCUGGAUUUGGCCUUCCUUCCACUAACUCUCAGCUGGCCACUAGUUCUGUCAGCACAGGAGGUACUCAGCCCAGCUUUGGGCAGUCAUCUUUUGGUCAGCCCUCUGCCUUUUCUUUGCCUACUGCUACAUCAGGCUCUGUUGUGAGUGGUCAGAAUAAUACACAGACAUUGUUUAGCUUUAAACCACCAAAUGAGGCUGUCUUCAAACCAAUUUUCAGUGUCAGUCCAGAGCCUCCUAACCCUCAGCCGGCUCCUGAGCCUUUGGGUUUACCCAAGCCAACGGCGAGUGGUUCAGACAGCAGUGCACCUGGUGGCUCUGGUGUAUCUCUUUUCACAGGUGUAAAACCAAGCACUCUGGGCUUCAGCUUCUCUCAGCCUGGAUCUGCCCCUUCUGUCUCAGCUACAAGUGGCAAGAUUUCCCAGACAGAGACACUGGGUGGAAAUGGUCUCCAAUUCACAUUCUCACAACCUGCCAACCCAUCGAGCAAUUGCAGCAGCACUAGUGCUCUUCAACCCUCCACGGUUCCCAGCAGUUCUUCCUCAUUCAGCUUCUUAGCAAAGGUCCUCCAGCCCCAGACAGAGACUAAGAUGCCCCUGUUUGGUGGCACUGGCACUGCUUUUGGCCAGCCACCCUUUGGAUUUAGAGGGCCAAAGCAUGGACAGAGUCAGGCUGAGAGAUUAGGAGAUGAGGAGAGCACAGGAGAGCCAGAAUUUGGAAGUCUUGGGAAGGGCAUGAAACGAAAAGAUGAGCCUGUUGACCCAAAUUCCAGUCAAGGAAAAAGUUCCAAAAUUGAGGAGGUGCAAGGUGGAGCAGAGGCCCCAAGGCACCUAUCAAAACGGCCCCUCCUGCGGAAUCGAGGACCUGCUAGCGGGCUAUUUCGGAAUGCCUUAAGUGGCUUGAUGAAGACGUCAGUUAGGAAAGAAGACCGCCCCCUCAACUGGAAUGAAGAAGACAGACCAGAUCCCCCAGUUCCAGAUGCAGAUGUGUCUGCUACCCCACCUAGAGCUCAGGUUCCCAUUAGAAACAUUCUGGAGAAAGCAGAAAAAGCUGCUUUUAAGCCUGAAGCUGAGAGAAGUACCCCAGCCCGAAGAGCUCGACAUGGGGAGAGCACUGACAGCCUGGCUAGUCUCUCUCCCUCUGAGACUACUGUCAUACAGUGUAAGGGAGUUCCCCCCCACAUCAACAAUAAAGGCAUGAUUGGAAAACAUUUUGGCCGCUUUGGAAAAGUGGCCAGAAUAUAUUGCAGACUUCAAAAAAAUGUAGCCAUUGUACACUUCCAUGACCAUGCAACAGCAGUUAAGGCAAAAAAGAGGGGUAAAAUUAUCCAAGGGACUGAAAUACAAAUAUUUUGGCAAAGAAAGAAACAAAGUCCAAGCGAAAAAGCAGAGAGAGCUCCAGAGAUCAAGGAUGUUGGUGUAGAAGGAGACUCGAGGCCUGUGGGCUCCCAGCUCACUCCACUGCGAAAAUCUUUGCCCAGAUCUCCAGCUGUCACCAGUUCCAUCUCUCUCCCUAAAGGGUCUCCUGCCAAGAAACCCUCUGUGACAACAAUACUCCAGUUUGAUAGUGAAUACCAACAGGAAAUGGCCUUAGAGGGCCACAGCCUAGAUCGCCCAAUGAUCAGUCUUCCUUCAUCCCUCCAGCAUCUGAUUGGUCAGGAGGCUGAGACAGCAGAAGAGAAAUACCGCCUUCUUGAACAAAGAGACAAGAUCCUUCGACAAUUGAGACCCAAGAGAACAGACUUGGACAUGUCCAAAGUGUUUGUGGGAACAUGUCUUGAUAUGUGCCCUGAAAAGGAGCGUUAUAUGAGGGAAACAUCGCAACCACUCAGUAUCUUUGAACUUAUUCCAGACACAGAAAAGGUGGACCAUUACGCUGCCAUUAAAGAAUACAGCAGGUCAUCAGCUGAUCAGGAGGAACCUCUCCCUCAUGAGCUGCGGCCCCUGCCAGUGCUGAGCAUGACCAUGGACUACCUGGUUACUCAGAUAAUGGACCAGGGGGAUGGCAACUAUCGUGACUGGUAUGACUUUGUUUGGAACAGAACCAGAGGAAUUCGCAAGGAUAUUACGCAGCAGCACCUGUGUGACCCUAUCACAGUAUCGCUGAUAGAGAAGUGCACUCGCUUUCACAUACACUGUGCUCACCACCUCUGCCAGGAGCCAAUGAUUUCCUUCGAUGCCAAGAUUAAUAAUGAGAACAUGACCAAGUGCCUCCAGAGUCUGAAGGAGAUGUAUCAGGACCUGGCCACCAAGGAGGUGUACUGCCCCCAUGAGGCUGAGUUCCGCCAGUACAGUGUGCUGCUCAAACUCAAUGAAGGAGAUAUUCUUCGUGAAGUGCAGCAGUUUCAUAAAGAAGUCCGUGACUCAGCUGAAGUGAAAUUUGCAGUACAAGCCUUUGCAGCCCUCAACAGCAACAACUUUGUCAGAUUCUUCAAGCUAGUGAAAGCAGCAUCUUAUCUGGCCAGUUGCAUUCUUCACAGAUACUUUAAUCAGGUGAGGCACACUGCACUGAAGGCCCUGAAUAUGGCCUACACUGUGGGCUCUCAAAGGUCCACCACCUUCCCCGUGGAGGACUUGGUCCGAACGUUGAUGUUUCGCAAUGCUUCUGAAGCCACCGACUUCCUGCAGCAGUAUGGACUCAGUGUUACUGAUGGCAUGGCCGAGCUGAGUCGUACAGCCUAUCAGGAGCCAGACUUGCCCCUGCCCCAAAGGAAGUCGAUGGCCAUCGAGAGGAAGAGGGCGGUACUGAUAGGGGAGGUUGUGAACGGUGGAGCGCUACCCAAUCCCCCUCAGCACAUUCCAGUCUGCAGCUUUGAUUCGAACAACAAAUACAGAGGGGAGGGAGCUUCUUUUGAGCUACCUCCAGCUGCAAUAAAAGUGGAAGUUCUUCCAAAGCCUCUGAGUGCGACAGAUGCAAGAUCUCAUCUCAGACCUAAACUGCUGGUAGAACCUAGUCUGUUUGCAGAGUCGCCUGCAGUAGUGGAAAUCCCUCAGCCCACAGAAACGGAGCAGACUGGGGAGCCUUCCCAGCUUGUUGUCCCUGGGCUGCCCCUGAACCCAAAGCUCACGUUCCAGCCCAUAGCACAGCCCCAGCCUAUCAGACCCACAUCCCCCCCUCCAAAACUCGAACCAGCCUACUCCAAUCAGGAUCUAAUGAAUGAGCUGGAAUCUGUGGUGGAGGAGGUUUUGCAGGCUGAGGUUGCAGACAUAGCCAAAGCUGGGGCUGAAUAUGUCUCUGCAGCUCUGAGCGUGAGUGAGACUGAACUGGAGACAGUGGUUUGCGAGGUGGUGACUCAGAUGCUCAGAGACCUGUCAGCUUCAGAGAUAGCUGCUGAGAGGGAGAGGAUUGCUGAGGAGAAACGCAAGCUAGAGGAAGCCAGGCAGAGGUUGGAACAUGAGGCCUUCCUGGACGAGCUGAGUUCAGAUCUCUGUGCUGAAAUCACCGAGGAGGUCCUAACACAGUGCACCAGGGAAACAGCCGAUGCAGAAAUAAAAUGUGCGCUGGAGGAGAAGGCUGUAUAUGUGGCCCACUGCUCAGAGGAGGUGUGUAACAGCUUAGUGGAGGAGGCACUGGAACAGGAGAUCGCUCAUCUAGCCAGAGACUUGCUGGCAGUGGAGUUACGGCGAAUACACAAGUUUAUCAAAAGGUGGCGUGAUGUGGUAGCUGUGCGCAGACAGCUAAAAAGGCAGAUGCGUGGGUUCCCUGCAGCCCCAUGCUGUGUGGACCCUCGCUUCAAGCUGAAGGCCUGGGCCCCCAGCGCUCCGUCCCCCAACUCCAAGGACGUCCUCGCACGAGGCGUUGUCAACCUGGGCAAUGCAGGGAACAUGGUCGUCUCCUGCACCAGUCUACUAAAAACAAGGAAUGACAGCAUCCGUCAGAUGAGAGUGGACUUCUACUUUAAUUUGUUACUGAGUGAGCGUAUUUGGGCUCCUCUUGACCUGCCCAUGCUGGUGGCUGAAAGCACCCCCAAUCCACCUGACAGAAUCUUCUGGAAAGCGGCUCUUCUGCUUCCCAGUGACCAGGAUGAUGACAUGAGCUUUGCUGACAGCACCCUAAAACACUGGCUGGAAGUGAAGCUGGGUGGUGCAGUGAGGAGGGAGGAGAGUGCAGCAAAGGUGGAAGGGAGCAUGCAGACACUGCUCAUCAGCAACAGCCUGAGAGAUACAGGACUGAAGACCCACAGAGUUCACCUCUGCAUAAAGGUGAGCCAUGGUCCUCUGAGCGAGGAGGGCCAGAGUCAGCUGGAGGAGGGAAAGGAUCUUCUGGGAACCAGUGCCCUGCUCAUGCUGCUGCCACCGCUGUCCAGCAGAGGCCAUCCUGGCCUGGGGGAAGCUGACGGAGAUGUGCCCUUGCUCUCUGCUCUUCUCCAGCUGAAGCAGGUGCAGCAAGCUAGUUGCUGGAACACAGCACUUCCCCUGGUGCUGCUUAUACCUGGCCAGCUGGAAGGACAAAUUACUGAAGAGAAGCUAGAGGAAGUUCUUAUGUUGAAGACCCUAGUUAAUGAUGGGCUAAUCUCAGAAUACAUCUUUAUCCAUGUUGCGGGGAACAUCACUGACCUGCAGGGAUCCCAUCAGAUUGGCGAGGCCGUGCGCUGGCUGGUAGCCCACUCUCCAGCCUCUACUGUCCUCUCUUGCCAGCCCCUGCUCCAGUUUGUAGAAGCAGGGCUGUGCCGCGAAUUCCACGCCAGGUUCGGUCAUGACAAGCAGGAGCGGCUCCAGGCUGGUUUCCCAUGCCAGGAGCCAGCAGCCAUCAUUCGCCUGUAUAAUAGUGUGCUGGCCUAUCUAGCAGGCAUGGUCAGCUCUGAGCAGCUGGCCAGCCUCUCCUGGCCCCCGCCUGAGUUCUCUCUACCUGAGAACAAAGAGCUGGUGCCACACCUGGAGUGGAAUUCUCCACAGCAUCUGGCCUGGCUGAAAAGGGCCAUUCUCAGCCUGCAGAUCCCUGAGUGGGACCGGCCCCCUCCAAACACUUCGUGGCCCUGUCUAUGUGCAUACAUAUUUCAGUAUGUAUCCCAGAUCCCUAGCUCUGCCCAGAGCCAGCCCCUCCUCAUGUCUCGCCUGGAGCACUUGCUAGCCAGAGUGCUUGCCCAACAGCAACGUCUAGCCAGUGAUGAGGAGGUCGAUGAUGAGAAAGACAGGCCUUCCUUUAAUCACAUACCCUGGGAUGACAUCUUAUUCCUCUGCAUAGAGCAUCGGCUGAAAGACUGGAAUCUACCAGAGACUCCAAAUGCAAAGGAUUCCUUCACUGACAGUGGCGAUAUCUGGGUGUACUAUUACAAAGACCAGCUUAAGGACUUCCUUCCUCCAGAGAGUUGGGUAGCAGCUGUAAAAGGCACUCACAUGGAGAAACGGCAGCAUGCAGAUGGGUUUUCUUCCAGGUCAAAGGUGAGCUCAAGGCUCAAGACUCUGACCCCAGCUGCACAGUUGCCCAGGCAAAGGUUGUUCCAGAGUCAACCGGAGGCCGAGGAGAGCCCUUCUGUGCUGGACAUCACUCGUACUCUCUCCACUCAGGAGCUGCUGCCCCACCAUCUGCUUUCUAGCAUCCAGUUGGAGAAGGCUCAUAACCAGCGAUUUGAGCAGCAGCUGGAGCGCUGGUUGGCACAGGAUCCCCUAGACUCUGUCUCCAUGCCUCUCUUCAUCCCUUCCACGCUGCUGUCUGUGCCUGAAUUUUUGGCUCCCAGCCGCCGCCCUAUUGUGUCUGCUGCCUCUCUAAAACAGGGGAUUGAAACCGAUGACCCUGCUGAAAAGGUUCCUGCCACUUGCAGAAAACAUGCACCUCUGUCUCUGACACAACGGCUGGAGGAGCUUGAAAGGUUGAUAUUAAUCAAUCAAGAGGAAGAGAUGGCAUGCAGUCUCAAGAUAAACAGCCUGUUGGAAAUCAUAGAAGACUGAGCAAUGUGCUCCUAUCUCUUAAUACUUUCUGUGGUAUUAUAGUUGCUUAAUAGCCAGUGUUGGAUUGUUUUGAAAGGAUUUUUAAUGUAUGUAUUAAGUUUUGAUGCAAUACAUUGGCCUUUAAAAAUAACUUUUUUUCCCUUUUAGUUUUGUAUAUCAUGGUAGUUGUAAUUAAAAAAAAAAAUCAGCUGCCAUUUGUACUUUAACAUUUGUUAUGGUUCAAAGUAAUGUGCCUGGCACAUGAGUUGAUUUAUUUGCUGAUAUUUAUGUUUAUAUGCGAGUGUAGAAUGCUUUUUAUUGUGUUUUAUUUAUAGUACAGAAAUGUGUGAGCUGUAUUUUUGCCUUCUGCCCACUUUUGGGAAAGCAAUAAAGUUAUAUACUGAAAGCUUGUAA